AUGCCAGCCCGGCUGCCUCUCGGGGAGGUAGAAACACGUGGCCAUGCCAUUAGCAUCCUGUUGGGCUUCUAGACGGGUUUCAUGUGUGACACCUACAUAGUCCUCCCUUGGAACAACACAGUAGAAAGCUGCCCCAGUACAAACUUCUCUUCUGAAUAACCACACACCGGAAUACAGUGCAACAGAAGGCAAGGCCACAAAAAAGAGGAUCAAAGUCAGCCAGAAGCAGGUGACAUCUAG
Molecule: messenger RNA, 240 nt
Organism: Ailuropoda melanoleuca (giant panda)
Lineage: Eukaryota; Metazoa; Chordata; Mammalia; Carnivora; Ursidae
Product: small integral membrane protein 2
Source: RefSeq, a predicted model, not a curated record